GCCCCGGCCGGCUCAUCCCUGCGGCGGCUGCCUGGGCGGCGCGGCGCGCGGCCGUUCGCCAUGUACACCUUCGUGGUGCGCGACGAGAACAGCAGCGUCUACGCCGAGGUCUCCCGGCGGCUGCUCGCCACCGGCCACUGGAAGAGGCUGAGGCGAGACAACCCCCGGUUCAACCUGAUGCUGGGAGAGAGGAACCGGCUGCCCUUCGGGAGACUGGGUCACGAGCCUGGGCUGAUGCAGUUGGUGAAUUACUACAGGGGGGCAGACAAACUGUGUCGCAAAGCUUCUUUAGUGAAGCUAAUCAAGACAAGCCCAGAACUGGCUGAGUCCUGCACAUGGUUCCCCGAGUCCUAUGUGAUUUAUCCAACUAAUCUCAAGACCCCAGUUGCUCCAGCGCAGAAUGGAAUCCACCCACCAAUCAAUACUUCAAGGACAGAUGAAAGAGAGUUCUUCCUGGCUUCUUAUAACAGAAAGAAAGAAGAUGGAGAGGGCAGCGUUUGGAUUGCAAAGUCAUCAGCCGGUGCCAAAGGUGAAGGCAUCCUCAUCUCCUCGGAGGCUACAGAGCUUCUGGAUUUCAUAGACAACCAGGGCCAGGUGCACGUGAUCCAGAAAUACCUUGAGCACCCACUGCUUCUGGAGCCAGGUCAUCGCAAGUUUGACAUUCGAAGCUGGGUUUUGGUGGAUCAUCUGUAUAAUAUCUACCUCUAUAGAGAAGGUGUGCUUCGGACUGCUUCAGAACCAUAUCAUGCUGAUAAUUUCCAAGACAAAACCUGCCAUUUGACCAAUCACUGCAUUCAAAAGGAGUACUCAAAGAACUAUGGGAAGUAUGAAGAAGGGAACGAAAUGUUCUUUGAAGAGUUCAACCAGUACCUAACAAGUGCUUUGAACAUUACCCUGGAGAGUAGUAUCUUACUACAAAUCAAACAUAUAAUAAGAAGCUGCCUCAUGAGCGUGGAGCCCGCCAUCAGCACCAGGCACCUCCCUUACCAGAGCUUCCAGCUCUUUGGCUUCGACUUCAUGGUGGACGAGGAGCUGAAGGUCUGGCUCAUCGAGGUCAACGGUGCCCCUGCUUGUGCUCAGAAGCUUUAUGCAGAACUGUGCCAGGGCAUUGUGGACAUAGCCAUAUCCAGUGUCUUUCCGCCGCCAGACACGGAGCAGCAGCCGACCCAGCCAGCUGCGUUCAUCAAGCUGUGACUGAGGGAGGCGUGCAGAGCUGGAGCCUGCUCCAGGGGAAGGUGAAAUGUCUGGAUUGCUAGUUAUCAAGCCAAAACAGGAGAGAGAGGUAACUCGCAAAGAUGUGAGGGAAGAGAGAGCAUCAGAAGAAAAAGCGGCUUCCCCGAAGAAUGGUUGCUCAGAGUUCCCAGGUGGAGCUCUCAACCCUGCUCUUGAGAUCUGAAAACUGCAAUGAUGUGGCCUCCUGAAAAGGAGGGGGAGCAAAUAUUCUGUGGGGAAAAAAACAGGGGUUUGAUUACUUUAUGUUCUCAUCCUUUAAAAAAUCUGCUAUUUAUCCUAAGGCAGCGUUGUGAGCAGCGCCUCUCCUCCGAGGAUUGCAGACCGUUGGACCUUUGGUUGGUGUCUUUCCACCUGCUGCAGCCUUAGUGCCUUAGCUCUGUGCCCAGCUGCAACCCUUCUGUCUGGACAAGGAUUGGACGUGAGAGCAUUUGGGAGGUUGCCAAUGUGUUCCCUGCUCGUCCCCCUCCAUGACGCUCUGCCCCACGAAAAUCUGGACAGCGUGCACCAACAGUCCUUGGUUUUGUGCCGUGCACCACCUCGCAGCAAACGGGAUUUUCCUCAUCACGUUCCUGAUGGCAUUGGGUCAAGCACCUGUCAGGGUUGCUGUGGGCUGGACACCUAAACAGCAAACGCUGCUCUCAGUCUGCUCUCUGCAUGUUUCAGAAACCAAGCAGCAGGUCUGCUGCAAACCCGUAAGCAUCAAAUAAGCAUGAGAGAGAAAAAACACGAUGUCUUGCUUUACUUAAUAGUUGGGUGUGAUGGGUCUUUGAAAUAUGAUGAUUCUCAGUUAUCUUUGUUUUAACCAGAAUUCUAUGUGCACUUUUGCAAAGUUCCCUUUUCUUCACUUUUUGUUUUUGUUUCUGUUUUAACUUUUGUAAAAACCCCUCUAGGGGUCAGGAGAAGGCAGAAGUCCACUGCCCCCCACCCAGGUGGCACUGCCCCAGACACAGGGAGCUUUCCCCCAGUUUGUUCUCCUUGCUCUCCAAGCACCUUCUGCAGGAGCUGGAAGGGCAGGUUUUGUUCCAGGGAGGAUUCCUGUGCCUCUCGACAUCAGGGAGAGGCUCUGAAUGUGUAUGUCUCGCGUGAAUGGGAGAGUCUCCUAAAACGGGAAGGAGGUGAUUUCAGAGCACCACACAGCAUCUUGUAAGUCAACAAAUGUGCCGCGUUAGGUGUAGUUUCCACUUACUGGAUUGACGAAUAUUCUAUAGACUUUUCAGGAGGCCACAUUACUAGCAGUGGGAAGAAUAAGAUGCCAUUUGUGUUCAGUGUGAGCUGAGUGAACAGGCCCAGAGUAUACUGGGAACAACAGCCAAACCACUGAAAAGGCACCCUUCUCCCCAGAACGUGCUGUGUUCUUCCUUCGUGCAUAUGUGUGCUCCAUUAUUCAUUUCUACUUGGCACAAGUAAACAGUUCUGCAGUCAGGGGAUACUUCUUUAAAAAGAGAAGAAAAAGCAACACCUCCUCAAACAUGAUGAGAUGUGGGAGCUUACAGGGAAAAAAAGGAAUAAUGAUGAAAAUUAUUUAAUAGAUGCAGCAAUGGGUGUAGGAUGUGAAAGUAUUAUGUCAGGGUGAAGUGGAGAAAGUCCAACUGGGUUGGCUCUCAUGAGAAUUUGGAAUUAAAAAUAAAAGUCUUGGUGGUUACACAGAAUACAGAAAACGAAGUUUGCGUCCAGAGCAAAAUAAAACAGUCAGGGGUAAAAGUCGCUCCUGGAGGCCCCACACAGCUGAUGGGUUAGUGUUUGGGGACUUCUGAGCAGAUCAUGGGAAGAUGCACACCCAUCUAGAAAGUGUAGGGCACUGGGUCCUUGGAAAGUCUGGUGAUGGGGAAAGCAUGGAGGUUUUGUAGUAUUAUCACAUGCGAACGCAGACUUGUAAUGAUCUUUUGGACCUAAAUUACAGGGACAUUGGAGAGUUUUUCAGCUCUCAGUGACAGAGCUAAGAAUUCAGAUGUUAGGAAGAUUGUGGAUCUUGAUGGAUUUCCUAAGAAUCCUGAAUUAAUAGUAUAAAUAUGAGGGAAGUAAGGCUUUAAAAAAAAAAGUUAUGCUUCAUUCCUCACAUGGUUUAAAUAAGUAUUUUAUGCAUUUAUUUCUGAUCAGGUGGGAUGGUUGGCUCAGAACUGUUCCGUACCCUUCCAUGAAACUCUUGGCACAGAAGGUCAUGCCUCGCUCUGCAGUCAGUCUUCAUACGUGUAGUCUUUGUCUGUGUCACCGGUGGCUGGGGAGGAGGUGUUACUCAUUCGUAGAUGCUGAUUCCAACCAUGGCUCUGUCGUGUGGCUGCACGGUGUCAGAUGGGCCUGUUCAGCUGUCUGUGCCUUAGUUUCUUACCUCAAGGAAGAGUUCGUUGCCUGACCCAGAGACUACCUCAAGGGCUUUUAGUGAGGACACAUGACAUUAGGAAGACUCAAGAACCUUUAGUACCAAGGUUCUCAAAGAUGACUAUAUGCUGGAAUCACUUGGGAAGCUUUUUAAAAAUGUUGGUGUCCACACCUUCCCCCCUCCCCUACCCCUGACAAUUAAAUCAGGACCUCAGGCAUCAGUGUGCUUUGAGAUGCUUUGAACCAUUGCUUGAGAAGGAAGGACAAACACAUUAUUACCUUGGAAGAAUCAGAUGAGGCCCAGGGCUUUAAAAAAAAUUCCUUUUGGAAGAACAGGCAUUUAAGAAUGACCAGGUGUUGACAUAUGUGUUCAUGAUACAAGCAUGUGCUACUGCAGCAGGUUCUCUCUUUGCUUCUCGUCACAGCAUUUGAAAACUCAAAAUGCCUUCAGCUACGCAAACAGUUUAUGAAGCCUUGACAACAAAUGUAAACAGCCAUGAAUUUAUAAAUCUGCUAAAUAUGCGUUAAGGUUAUUUAUUAAUUAUUGAGAGAAAAGCUCCUUCCCUCACACUUAACUCCUGUGUAAUUAUAAACUCCAAUUUAUCCAGAACAUUUAAGUGCCUCAGUGUAUGGCCCAGUGGAGCGGGUGCUGGCAUACUUACCAGCUGACGUGAUGUUUCUCUAGGCCUCGGGAUGAUUGUCACCGACUCGAAGUAUCUGGUAGUGCUGGAAACAUAUGAGAUCCUCAGAACCCGCAGACGGCAGUGAAGCUACCAAGUGUGUUUUCAUGGACAGUUGAGGCUGUGUCAGGCAAGGGUGGAUCCAGCCCUGUUGUGGGUGUGGUGGGGGGACUCUACUAGAGAAGACAAGUGCCAGAGUGGUCCCCUGCAUCAUGUGGGUGCUGUAGAGAAAAUUCAGUGAUACACUGGUCUCUGAUCCUGGGCACAGAAUCUGUACCUAAGAAGAAAUGAAUUCUGAAAUAAGGCAAUUUUAUGAAUGUUUAAAAUGCCUGGAGCAUUAAAGUAAAGUAAUGAUAUUUCAAA
Diceros bicornis minor is the source of this 4592-nucleotide messenger RNA. RefSeq names its product tubulin tyrosine ligase (gene TTL). The record is from RefSeq and is a predicted model, not a curated record. NCBI's taxonomy places the organism in Eukaryota, Metazoa, Chordata, Mammalia, Perissodactyla, Rhinocerotidae. Gene Ontology annotation, biological process: protein modification process. The transcript has 7 exons. Bases 61 to 1194 code for a protein of 377 amino acids.